UUGGAGAAUGAUACCACCUAGUCCCUAAGCCAAAAACUUGGGAGACAUCCUAGCAUCUGCCCUUUGCUUCCACUUGAUCACCAAGUCCUAUCAUUAUUUGUUAAACCAUUAAUAGAGUCUCAUGGAGAACUGUUCUUGAGAAGAGAUCCAUUUGUUGGGAUGUAAUUAAAAAAACAAUGACUCAAGAUAAAACCUCUAAAUGCAAGUACCAGAAAGAUUACAGCACAUCUCAGUGAAUUUGCUAGUGGAUCAUCUCUCCUUGUGGGUUGGCACGCAGUUGUAGGACUGCAAAAUGGGUCUCCGGAUUCACUUUGUUGUUGACCCACAUGGUUGGUGCUGCAUGGGUUUGAUUGUCUUUGUCUGGUUAUACAAUUUUUUUUUAAUUCCCAAAAUUGUCCUCUUUCCUCACUAUGAAGAAGGACAUAUUCCAGGCAUAUUAAUAAUAAUAUUCUAUGGCAUUUCCAUCUUUUGUCUGGUUGCUUUAGUGAGGGCCUCGAUAGCAGAUCCGGGCAGACUCCCUGAGAACCCGAAGAUCCCACACGGAGAAAGGGAGUUCUGGGAAUUAUGUAACAAGUGUAAUUUGAUGAGACCAAAGCGUUCCCAUCACUGCAGCCGCUGCGGCCACUGUGUGAGGAGAAUGGAUCAUCACUGUCCGUGGAUUAACAAUUGUGUUGGUGAAGAUAAUCAUUGGCUUUUUCUGCAGUUGUGUUUCUACACUGAACUUCUUACUUGCUACGCACUGAUGUUCUCUUUCUGCCACUAUUACUACUUUCUUCCACUAAAAAAGCGUAACUUGGACCUCUUUGUUGUUAGACAUGAAUUGGCCAUAAUGAGACUAGCUGCCUUUAUGGGCAUUACUUUGUUAGUUGGAAUAACUGGACUUUUUUAUACUCAACUAAUUGGCAUCAUCACAGAUACAACGUCUAUUGAAAAGAUGUCAAACUGUUGUGAAGAAAUAUCGAGGCCCCGAAAGCCAUGGCAGCAGACCUUCUCAGAAGUUUUUGGCACUCGUUGGAAGAUCCUGUGGUUUAUUCCUUUCAGGCAGAGGCAACCACUGCGAGUUCCCUACCACUUUGCCAAUCACGUCUAAACAGAUGGAUGGUGGGCACAGAUGGGUCCUCCAUGCUGGAAAUGCGUUACAGGUUUUCUGAUAAUAGAACUAUGACAGUCUUCAAGUCAAUUAAAAUCCACCCACCAAUCUUAGGCAUCAUAAUGUGCCCCGGGCUUUAUUUUAAUAGUGAUCUUGAUCCUGUUGUGGGGCUAAUACAAGCUCUAUAUUUAAGUUUGAAAGCAUGUUUACUUUCAAGUUAGCUUUCCACAGGGAUUUCUUUAAAUGCUUUUGUUAUUAAACUCACAAGGCAGUGAUUGCGAUGAAAUAAUUGUACAUAAUUUCUUGUAGUACUGACGAUGUUAUGGAUUUUAAUUUAUGGGAAAUUUCAGAUGUUUAUUUAAAUUUCUCACUCUUAAGCAGUAUUAACCAAAUCUGACAUUAAUUCUUCAGGUUUUACAAAAGUUGAUACACCUUAUAUGUAAGUUUUCUUUAUCAAAUACAAUUUAAAAUACACAGUACUUCCUUUUAUAUGUGCUGCAAGAUUUUUUAAAAUGCAGCAUAGGAUCGAACAACAACAAAACGAAAACAGCAACAAAAGGGCAAUGUUUUCUUAGCAGUAGGUUUCUAAUGUUUUAUUCUGUCCACCAAAAAUAAAAUAAAAAUACCACUAAAAUAAAACACCAACUACCUACCUUAUUUUAAAGGAGGGAUUAAAAUGUUUUUUCACAUUACCUUUCCCAUCUGUUUUCCCUGUACUGUUGUAAUUAUUGAGUUUUUUAAAAAUAUUUGCUCCAAGGAGAAAUUUUUAACCAAGUGGGCAUGUAUUCCUAUCUUACCCUGAGAUUCUGAUGAGCAAAAGGCUAGAGAAUUUGCAAUAACUCCACAGAUACCUUUUCCAGUGCACUUAUAUUAGAAGGUGUAUGUUUUAAAAUGCUAAUAUAACUAGAUAAUAUUUAAUGUACAGUAUAAAGAGGAAUAUUGUGCUUUUGGAAAAAUAUAUAUACUUUUUAUUUACCUACUGGUAGAUCUAAAAUUACACAUUGAAGGUUUAUAUAUAAUAGAUAUUGGCCAACAAAUAUUGAAAUUUUAUUUAUAGUAAAAGUAAUUUUUGUGUACCUGUAGUCACCCAAAUUGAAAUUAAAUUCUAAUUGGCCAACUGUAAUUUGGAUUGAGAGACCUUUUGUUAGUAGCUAAUGUUAGGAAAUAACCUUAAAAUAAGAAAUAUAAUGAUUUGGACUUAUCAUUAGCUUUAUACAAAUUUAAAUUGCUAAUAAUGAUGGUCUCUUGGAAAUCAGAGAACAUUUGUGUGAAAAGGCAUAUAGCAUGCUUUGAAGGAAAUUCAGCCUUUAAAUUUUUUUCCAUUAGAAUACUGCAAAAUCCGUAUAUCUUUUUAAAAAAUAUAUGUACUCACAGUCUUUCCCUUGAAGAGAAGAUUGAAGAGGUCUGCUGUUCUUCGAGCAUAUCAAUAUUUUCCUUUUAAUUAGUUUGGAUAGUAAGCAAUCAUACCUGACAAAUCAUGAAACAGAAGAUUGCCAUUGUCAGCCACUUAACUAUACUGUGGUUAGUUCUUUCAGAAAUUGUAAAUAUCCUCUAAAAUAGUAGAAUAAGCUCAUCUCAGAGAUGUCAGUACCAUGUCUUUCAUGUUCUGAUUACAAUGCUUUAUUAUUUAAGCACUUAGAAGUGGCAGAUGAAAAUAUUUUAUUGGUGCUGAUAAGAUGCAUAGUAAAUUUAAUAUGAGAAAUAUAUUUAUAGAGCUUAAUGAACCACAAAAUUAGUAUGUUUGUGUCAGGCAAAUGGGUUGGGUUUUGUGCAAGCUAACGUAUUGACCAAAUUUGGCCUGGUGACAGAACUGUUAUAAGGAAGCAACGUAUACAUAAAGUAGAUAGAUAUCAGUUGAAUGCCUUAUGUUGUAUACAUUCCUUUGAAAUGAGGACCUUGAGGAAACAGCAAAGCCAAGUGAAGAGCCCUAAAGAGCUUUCUGGACAUAUUUAUACUUCAUAGAGUAGCAGGAGCUACCCUGCAAAGCACCUGGGCGGUCCUCAGAGCCACCCUCGGCCUCAGUAGUAAGAAGCAGAGGGGGUUCCUUUCCCCCUCUGAGGGCUUUUGUUGUUGUUAUCCUUAGACUUACCACUUCUAGGGUGCAUACUCUUCCCUCUUUUCUCUUUAUCUUCCCUGGUCCUGAUCCCUCUAAGUUACUGGAAUACAAACUAGUAUAGGCAAGGCAUAUAUUUAUUUUGUUUGAAUGGCAGAAAUGCUACAUAUCAAUAUAUUUAUAUAAGAAUCUAUAUUAAAGUAUAUAUAUACUUAUGCUGUAACUUUCAGUAUUCCCAAGUUAGCACCCCUAACUGUGGGUUUUCUAAUUCUUGUUAGACGACUUGAGAGAAACCACCUGGCAGUUUCCUAGGGCGUGCGUGAAGUCCGGUGUUCUCUCUGCGCCCUCUUUUGGCUAAGUGAUGUAAUUGUACUGGCUCUAGAGACUGAACUGCCCCACGAGGAAAUUGUGCAGCCAAAUUCUGAACAUGUCGGCGGUGCAAACUUAGGGAGAAUAAUGGACAAAAAUGUAAGAUUUUAUGAAACUGUGUUCCUGUUUAUGGUGUCAACGUCUGGUUCAUACAAAUAUGAUGACUACUUUGCUUCAUUUAUGUAUAUUCUUACUAUAUGUUUUACUAUCAAUUAUAAAUUUAUAUCAGAUCAGGAUAAAAAAUGUCAACCAUUUCAUGAAUUUUAUUUUAAACCUUAUUUUGGCAAAUUAAGUCCUUAGAUUUAGAAGAGCCAUUACCCUAAAAUUGCCAAUUUAUUACAAAACACAGAAAUUUAUUGUAGUUACUAUGGCAAGCAAAUAUCUAAUGUGUUUUACUGAAUAGCUAAAAAAAAGUUAGUUUUUUAAAUCUCAGUUUUGGAAUGAUUUUUUUUACUGAUUCUAUUGCAUUAAAAUAGUAAGAGAUUACUAAUUCUUUCUAUACUUUUCUUCAUUCUUUUUAAACUUUCCUACUCAGAGUUAUAGCUGUAGCUUUAGUAGCCAGUUUAUUCUAUAUUCUGGAUAACCUGGCAAAUAACUAAUGAUGUUAGGCAUUAGAAAAUAAUAAUGAACAAUGAGAUUAGUGAUGUAAUCUAUAUGUUGGAUGAAGUAUUUUCUUACAAACAUUCCGUUUCAUUUUAAGCAAAAUGUAUGUUAAAGGAUGUGUUACAUCAGCAAAGUCAUUAAUUGGGCUUCUGGAAUGAAAGAUUUUUACCUAGAUAUUAUAAACUACGCCUCUUGAACAAUUAUAUUUGUUAUUAUUCUUUUCUGUAAACAAAGAUGUUUUUGGGCUCAAGACUGCAGGCAAAAAUUGAAUUCAAAAUCCCUCACACAGUAGGCAUCCAGCUAAAGAGCUCUUGGUACUUUGAAACCAAGACUUAUCAUUUAAAAAUAUUAAGUUAACUGAUGUUCCAUUAAAGAAAAAUGCUAUUUUGCUUAAGAGUUGUAUUAAAAAUAUUGGUGGUUAACAUAAGAGAUAGCUAUAUUUAAAAUUUCAGUUAAUGUAUUCAUCUCUUUUAAUAGGAGAAAGCAUAGUUUACUUUUAAUAGUAGUCGAAGUUGAGAACAUAAGCAUGCAUAAAGUUCAGUUUAACAGCUAAGUCAACACUUCCGUCAGAAUGAACAUCACUGCAUUUUUGCUAGUGCUUCGAGGUAUUUUUCUCUAAGGAUGGUGGCCAGUUGUAACUAUUCUUCAUCAGGCUUUUUCAAGUCACUUACAUACAAGUAAUGAGUUGAAGAUGUGUUUCACCCAACAGGGUGUAUUUAUUCUGACUGCUCAUCAUCAAGACUUAAGUUAGGACAGCACUUCCAACCAGGAAAUGUGCAGUCAUUUCGAUUACGUCCACACAGUUUUCGAUGUGUUAGGUCAUGGGGAAGUUCUAGUGUUCUCACGUGUGUUGCUAUACAAUCACAGUGUGUCCAGCCCUGGUUACAGUAGCGUUGAUACUAACAGAGCUGCUGGUCUCCCUGGACCUUUCUCUAGUCACUGACCGCUUCCCUUGUGCCUCGUGUGUGAGUAGUUACCCAGAUCAAGUUUACUUAACUACUGCUGCUUCAUUAAACAAGUUUUUGACGUGACCUCUAAUAUACAUAGAUAUAUCUAGAAUUUAUUUGGUAAAGUUUACAGUUAGAAACACUAAAUAAUUUACUAAUAGAGAGAAGUAUUAGAUUUUUUACUCAAUACUACUAUUGUUGCUUUCAAAAAUAUAAGUAUUGGCAAAAGUAGUUAGUAAGUUGUGCAUUUAGUAUGUUCUACUUGCUAGUAUUAGUAACCAUAUAAUUAACAAUGAAUGAGUGUAUUAUUUAAUGUCCACGUCUGUUACCUUCUAUUCUAAGAAUCCUCUGGAUUUAUCUAUAAAACACAAAUUUCAUUAUGCUCUGAAUUUAGCCAUUCUCAAUUGAAUUCUAGAAUAUUCUACAGUAGAAUGUGAGAAAGUAAUAGAACCAACUUGCUUGGAGUAUUUUGAACCAAUGUUGUCCUUCUGUAUAUCAGUCAAUAUUUAGCAUUUCUGCUGCCUUUGAGACGAUGAUGGUUUAACUUCAGGAACUUGAUAAUUUCUCUGACGUCUCCUUUCAUUAUCAUUGUGCAACUUUUAACAACAUUUACUACAUUUUUGUCUGUUUUUCGGAUGUUGUAAUAUUGCCUGCUAGUGCUAGUUUGAAGCAGAGAUAACAAUGGUAUUUAAAAUUCUCAAGUCAUUGGUAUUGCCAGUAUUUUCCAUUAUCAUUAUAUUUUUUACUGUUAUUAUGUUCUUUUCCCUUGUCCACCAUAGAGGACAAGUUCAAAUGAGUAGUGAGUAGCCAAAAUUGGAUGAAGAGAGUAGAGGAACUUACAGUAAGAUGGAGAGAAGGCUAGAUGGAACAUGGAUAAUCAGUGUCUCAGCAUCUGGGUAGUUGCUGAUAGUUUCUGUGACAUUGGAAAACCCCCUGCUACAAUCAAUUUAGGCUUAUCUCUUGUUGAUACUAUUUUACUGUAAGAGUUGUUAAUGCAUCUAAGCAUUUCGUUUGAGUGAUUUUAUCUAAGCAAUUUAUAUUGCUCAUUCUUUUCAGCUGGUCAGAUGCCUUUGAGAAAUUAUUUUAAAUUUUAAAUAUAAUUGUGUAGUGUUUGGUAACAUGAAAUGUUAAGAACAUUGUGAACGAGGCAGCUAUUUAAUGCUGAGGAGAAAUAAAUAGGUUGCCAAAAGUUUGGUUGAAAAAGCUGACCUUUUUUCCAGGUCUCCUAUUGCAAAGAAAGGAUACUAAGUAUUAUAGUAAACUGUCACCAGAGGAAAGAUGAACACCUUGUUUAUAAAGGGUGAUUUUCACUUUAAAAUUUGGGCCGUUUUGGAGUUCUUGCUACCUUGAGGGUCUCCAUAUCUAUUGGUAUUGUGAAUACCUGUAGCAUGUAACGUAGUGCUUACACAAUUCAACACUCUCGUCUUUUUGGUAUUGAUAGCUUUAUACAUAAACAAAGAUGUGGACAAAACAGCAAGAAUGAAAGGUGUAUUUCUUCUUGUGGCUUUGCUUGCCUCUGACCAAGUACAGGGUUUAAUUGCAUAGGCUGUUAACUAAAUGGAAAGCUGUCUGCCUAGUGAGAGUUCUGUGUUCUUGCCAUGCACAUGGGGUGAAGUUGAACCUACUGGUGCCUGAAGUCAGUGUUUUACAACCUCAACAACGACAACAUUGUGGUGCUGCUCACUUCAGCCCUGAGUGACAUUUUUAAUUCCUGUACCAAAGAGUUCAUUUUCUUUUUGGUUGAGAGUUUCCUUCUCGCAUCCUUGUGUUUAUAAAGUAGAAGUUAAUGUUACUAAGAAUAAUUUUGCUUAAUGGAUUGUAGUUUUUGCACACUGCUGCCUCAGUUUACUGGUUUUAAAUGUCUCUCAUUUGGGCAUUUUUUUUAAGUUAGGCAGAUUAGCGUGGUUUUUCAUUUUGUAUGUUAGCAUAGAUUGGCUACUUUAAAAGGUAUUUUAAUAGGUUGAAGUUACAAAAGAUAAUUGAAGCUCUUUUCACAAGAUUUGUUUUGUUUGGUUUUAUUUCUGCAAGAAAAAGAAAUAAUAAGAACUCUACUUUUAUUUCUAUAAAUGAACUAUAUUGAUUAUUGGGCUCUUUUAAUGAAUGCUGAAACAAAAUGCUAAAAUGAAAGUUAAGGGCCAUUCUGAUUACAAAUGAAGAAUUCUGCGUCUGUGUAUGUGAGUGUGUGUGUAAUCCUUGGUGGCAUUAAAGAAUGAUAUUGCCAUUUGUCUAUUUUGCAAAUAAAGAUAAAAUUAAAGAACACUUUUAAAAUAUACAUAUACAAACACUUGCCCAAUAGGAAAUGCAAAUGUACUUUGAUUUAAGCAAAACUACUAGUAGAAAACUGAACUUUACAAAAAAAAAGUCUUGAUGUUGUUACUCUUUACAUAAAAAGUUAGAUUAUGUUAAAAACUAAUUCUGCUUAGUGAUUCAUUUUACAAAAAAUGGGAAAAAGCACCCUUUAGAAGUACUUGUAAUUGUCCAAAUGUAAUACUGCUGUGUAUCCUAUUCUGAUUCCCUAUUUGUUUCCACAGACUUUCAAAACACUCAUCUAGUGUCCUUAACACUGUAGCUGAAAUGGUUAAAAAUUUUGGCCAGAAGAUACAAUCUGUAUGUACUGGAAAAGUAGACAAUCACGUUUGAGAAUGUUUUACAUUAUUUUUCAAUCACCAACUAAAAUCAAUCUCUCUUUGAAUGUAGAUACAGUAUAUGGUUUUGCAGUGAAUUCUGAAUGGAAAAAAAGAAUCAAGUCUGACACUUACAUGAAAUGUGACUUAGGAUCAUUUGAAUGAUAUAUAGAAAUAUAGACGUACAUGUCAUUGUACAAAGCAAAAUUUGAAAGCAAAAUGAGAAGCAGCAGCAACACAUGUCUCUCUAAUUGUCAACAAUAUAUUUCCCAGAUUUUGUUGCCACAGUAUCGGUUCUGGGUUAUCUGGCUUGUUUAUGUAUUAUUUAAAUUAACAUAGCUGAAUGCAGCUGUUUGUUCAAGUUAUACAGUAGUAGAGAGUUCACCACUCUCUGCCGUCCUCCAGAGAUGACCAUUAAAAAGAAAUUUCUACUUUAGCAUAGGUAGAAUAAAGCAAAUCAGUGAUAUCCUAGGAAGAAUUUUCACCACAAUCAGAGACACUCAGAUGAUCACGUGCAGGUCUGACAUGCGGGGAACAGGGCAGGCUGUUGGUGAGACCUGAGCACACACGACCCUGCUUGCAUGAGCUCUGUGCCCCUGGAAUUAGUCUUAAGUUCAACUGGUGAGUUUAAUGAAUAGGCAAAAUCUGUGAUAUUUUGAGGCUCCCAAAAUGUUGUGUCAACCUCAGAUUGUAUCUAAUACUAUAUUCCUAAAAUAAAAGACUUUUAUUUUAA
This is a messenger RNA of Equus quagga, 8419 nucleotides long. RefSeq names its product zinc finger DHHC-type palmitoyltransferase 21 (gene ZDHHC21). NCBI's taxonomy places the organism in Eukaryota, Metazoa, Chordata, Mammalia, Perissodactyla, Equidae. Gene Ontology annotation, cellular component: Golgi apparatus; endoplasmic reticulum. Gene Ontology annotation, biological process: peptidyl-L-cysteine S-palmitoylation; protein targeting to membrane. The transcript has 9 exons. Gene Ontology annotation, molecular function: protein-cysteine S-palmitoyltransferase activity. Bases 293 to 1090 code for a protein of 265 amino acids. The record is from RefSeq and is a predicted model, not a curated record.